Molecule: messenger RNA, 541 nt
Organism: Notothenia coriiceps (black rockcod)
Lineage: Eukaryota; Metazoa; Chordata; Actinopteri; Perciformes; Nototheniidae
Gene: tspan12
Product: tetraspanin 12
Exons: 3
Coding region: 74-397 (107 amino acids)
Source: RefSeq, a predicted model, not a curated record
CACACACACCUGGGACAGCAUCCAGACACAGUUCCAGUGCUGCGGGGUGAUCUACUUCACUGAUUGGCUGGAAAUGACAGAGAUGGACACGCCCCCUGACUCAUGCUGCUCCAAUCAGUAUCCAGGAUGUGCAGGCCACGCCCACCUGCACGACCUCAGCGACCUGCACCAGGAGGGUUGCGGGCCCCGGGUGUUUUCCUUCGUGCGCGGUUGCGGCGCUCUGCAGGCGUUGCGGUUGCUAGGCGUUGCGCUGGGCGUGGCUCAGAUCGUUGCCAUGGCGCUGAGCCUGACGCUGAUGUGGGCGCUUAGUUACGAGAGGAGGGACCUGACCUCUGACCCCCCCUCUGACACCCCCUCUGACCCCCCCCUCACUCUGGAGAUGGAGCCGCUGACGUAGAAAAUACAAAGAAAACCAGUCAUUGUUUCUGUCAGUUUGAGACGUCUUCAUUCAAACUCACCUGUUCACCAUGACCUUUGACCCCUAACCCAUCACAGUCUGUUCACCAUGACCUUUGACCCCUAACCCAUCACAGUCCUACUG